Helicoverpa armigera (cotton bollworm) is the source of this 3489-nucleotide messenger RNA. RefSeq lists its product as uncharacterized. The coding region runs from base 589 to 1446 and encodes 285 amino acids. The record is from RefSeq and is a predicted model, not a curated record. The transcript is spliced from 5 exons. NCBI's taxonomy places the organism in Eukaryota, Metazoa, Arthropoda, Insecta, Lepidoptera, Noctuidae.
UAUGACAAAAAUUGUAUUAAAAUUAUGUGCAAUUAAUCAAACAAGCAGCAACACUUUAUUAAAAACGUCAAGAAAUCUAAAAAAAGCCGGAAGGCAACUUAGUUUUUAUUUUUAUUGUUAUUUGUUUAAUUAUUGUUAAGAUACUACGUUAAUAGUAACAACCAUAAUUUUAUCUAGUCUUAGAGCUUAUUUCGUGUGGAGAGUAAUUUAAUUGCAAAUAUCUGUGCCUGUGACGGGUUUAUGGAGCCAUAAAACUGUUGAUAUAAAGUCCUUUGUUUAGGAAACAGCAAUUUCUUCGUGUUUUCUCGUGAACUGGGUGUGGAAAAGGCAUUUGGGAGGCGUUUGACGCGUGUUUUUAUUGUUCUUUGUUAGAAACAAGUGUGGAAAGUGGUCAGACAAGCUUAUUUCAGCUCGGUUUUAUGGUCGAAAGGGGUAAACCAUUUCGUCAUUAAACUUUAUUCAUUUGCCGUCACGAAUAUGGCUGUAUUGCUCAACGCUCGUUGUGAAAACCGUCUGAAAGGUAUUCGGAACAAGAAAACUCCAUUAAUAAUCCAAUAAGAGUCUUGUAAGUUGUGUAAAACACCCAAAAUGUCGGCCGUGGGUGAUAACAAAGAAAUUUGGUCGGUGAGCGGCGAUCGACUUGAUUCUAAGUAUGAAAAAUGCCGUAAUAUAACAGAGGAGAUAUAUAAAAGGAUAAAUAUUACAUUUCAAAUAAAGAAACUGGAGACAGAAGCACAAAGUGAUGUGUCGGACCAUAGUGACCAAAUAGACAGCAAUGACAUCAGCAACGAGACAGAUCUCUUCGCCUGUGACAAGAGUGACACCCUCAGCAGUAGCACAGAGGCUGAGAAACCUACCGUGACCUGCGAGAAGUACAUUAACAAUAAUAACAACGAGGAAAUGAAGAAGAAGACCGCUGUCGUCUGUAAGAGGCCUAGGAAACGUUUCAGGAAACGAGUAAAGAAGCGCCAAUCUCGCACUCGCAGUGACUCGGAAGGCUCAAGCGAUGAAGCUCUGCCUCUCAGCCGUAUCGUCGAGGUAGACAGCAAAUUGCUCAAUACCGAGUCACCCGACAAUGUCAUGGGAGUACCUAACAUUGUUAUUGUCACCAGAGAUCUUAAACCAAAAAUACAAACAGAGAAGAAGGCUCCAGCCAAAACUGCAACAGAAGUGACGAAGGAAACUCCUCCCCCCUCCAAAGAGGAGAAGGAAAUGGAGGGAACUCCCCCCGUCAAAGCUCAAGAGGAGUUAGGGGUAACACCCCCUAUUAAAGCUAAGGAGGAGAAAGGCAGUGGGGAGUGGAAGAGCUGUACUUUGUGCAGUCUUUCGUUCAGGGGGGAACGGGGCCUGAGACGCCACAUGACGAUGUCUCACAUAAUAAACCAAGAAGAAACUAAGAAGUCCAAUAAACCGGAGCAACGAGAAAAAACCACUUUAGAUGGGUAAACCGCAUAAACGGCCAGCCGCCACUUUUUACCGGCCAAAGCAAAAGAACAAUGUCAGGUUUCGGCCCACCCAAUCAACUAAAAACUAAAUUCUCACGGACACAAAGUUCUUUACUACAACAAUUUAAAUAUAAAAUACUAACUUCUUAUAAAAUAUUUACAGCUAGUUUCUUCAUCAAAAGUAAAAGUAAUGUCUAAAGUAAAAGUAACGGUCAAAUUCAUUUUUUCUAUUAGUUUUGCUGUCACUUUAGCCUUGAAAAAACUAAUUUGACCGUUACUUUUACUUUAGACAUUACUUUGUCUUUUACUUUUGAUGAAGAAACUGGCCGUAAAUUGUUAUCUAGAACUUUUCCAAAAAAAAAGUAUCAUUUUAAUAAGUAAUUAUUUUGUUUAUCAAGUUCAGGUUUUUCGUUUUAAUAAUUUGGUUUUGAGAAGCUUAAUGCAAAAGUGGAAAACUAAGAAAAGCUUCUGACAUUAAACUGCACAAAAAACUGUAAGAAUUUUCACUGUACAUGAAACAUUUUUAUUGAGCCUAAGUUACUAUGGACGUCUGACAUUGUUCUUUUACGUCUAACUGUAUUUUCGCGUCCGAUUUUUAAAUGAAAGCCGAGUGGUACUUUUUUGAACAGUCACUUCAUAAAGUACCACUUCUAAAAAUGGCGGCUGUUCGCAAAUUUUUAUUAUUAUUAAAUGUUUUUUAAAGAUAGUUUAUGGGAAAGCUAGUUUUGAAGUUUUUUGGUAAUUUUAUUGUGGAAAAAAAAUGUGAUUUGAAUGUGGGUUGGCGUGCAAUAGGAGGCCUUUCUGAAGGGACUGAGUGCAUAUACUUUUAAGAUAUUAAAAUAUCGUAUUAUAAACGAAAAAAAAUGCUCUUUAAUGAUCAGAGUUACAACAUAUAAUAGGUUGAAUUUUACUUAUCGAAAUGAUUAAGAACCUAUGGUUCUUGAAAAACUAUUUGGUUAAAAAUAUAUGCACUCGGUACUUUUCUGAAUACUGGUACUUCGUAAGGAUAUUAGUGCCAAUGCUGUCAAAACAAUUGUUUGGUAUAAAUAAGAAUUUAAUUAAAGACGAUUGGCUCUCUAAAAAGCGAAGCUUUUUUCAAUAAUAAAAAGUGCUUGGAUUCAAUCCAAAAAAUAUAUUUCAUGUGAUGAUAAAAAAUAACUAACAGUGUUUGAAAUUGUGUGGUAUAUAAGGUGGUCUUUAGUAUAUUAUUUCGAUAAUUACCUGAUUUAUUUUGAAGAAAAAUACUGAAAAUCACUCAGUACUAUAUGAUUUAGAACUAUUAAUGAAAUUUUUACGAAAAAAAAUUAAGGAUAUUGUUGGUACUAUUUGAAAUUUUGACGAUUGGUACUUUAGUGAUAAAAAUGUUGAAAGCAUUGGCACUUUUAGUGUCAGGGUUGAAAAUAUCUGUGAUCGAUCGGCGCAUUGUGAUGUAGGUUAGAAAUUGACGGCGGGGGACGUAAGUUUAUUUUUUCAAGGUCAAAAAAAUAUUAUUAUUAUACAAAAAAAAUAUUUGGAGUUUUUGUCUCAAUUUUUGAGGCGAUCGUAGAAGCAUUUGUGUUAUUUAAAAGAUGUCAAAAUUUUUGGCGUUUAUUAAAAUUGCAAAUAUCAUUUCAUAUUUGGCAAAGCCAUUUUUAAGGUAUCCAAAAAAUAAACUUAUGUCCGAUUAUUAUUGAAAGUAAAAAAAAAUGGUUCGGCAUAUACAAGUACAAAAUUCUAUUUAGUAAAAAAAGAGGAAGAGAAAAGAAAUUGAAAUUUUUCUAAAAAGCAAAAAUAUUAAAUUUUAAAAAAUAUUGUCUUAGAUUUUAGCUUCUUCUAUAUUUAGAAUUUAAGGAUUAAAACCGUUUUUCCGAUCUGUCUAGCUGUGUUGCCAGUUAAGGUGUAUGGGUGUUGCAAUAUGAGAAAAAUAUUUUUUUUUUCUUAAAGCGGUGCUAUUUUUGUGUUAAGUCGAGAUGUUAAUGUUAAACUAGUCAGUUUAAAUAUUUGCCACUUAUUGUUCCUAGCGUAUUUGUUUAUGAAAUGGCUUUGAGAGAAGUUACUUGAAAAA